UAUUUUCAGAGGAAGGGGAUCCGACCAGAUAACGGUGUGAAAAAGUUCAUCCCUUCUUCUGUUUUCUCCUCACAUGAGAAGAAACAGGCCCGCGUGUGUUUGCCUUUGUCCCGUGUAUUUUGUUCCUUCCCAGACUGAGAGGACUUACACCAUCAGAGGCGAUGAGAUGUGAGUGAGCUAUGCCUUGUGGAAAUGGACAGACUUUAUCCAAGCGAAAACAUGGCGUCUGCGUCCCGAGGUUUAGCUUCUUUUCCAGUCUGCUUGUGGCGCUCUGCUGCCUGGAGGCAUGGGGCUCCGGGCCGCAGGGGGACGGCGGCAGGAGUUGCAGCCCCUGUCCCGUUAACUGCAGCUGCACGCUGGCGGGGCCCCAGCCGUCCUGCGUCGUCAACUGCUCCAACAUCGGGCUGGAGAGGGCCCCAGCAGCGGCGGACAUCCCGCUGGCCACCAACGUGCUAGAUCUUUCCAAGAACCACAUCUCUUCACUUGAUACCAGCCUGCUAGAUCGUGUCACUGGUCUCCGAGAGCUGUAUCUCCAAGGGAACAGGAUCAAUGUUCUCCCCAGAGGCGUAUUCUGCUGUGGGCCGCUGUCAAUCCUCGAUUUGAGCAACAACCAAAUCACCACCAUAGAAGAAAGAAUAUGCGACAAUCUAUGCAAUUUAACUCAAAUUGAUCUGAGCAGUAACCCCUUCGAGUGUGACUGUAAGCUGUUCCGGCUGGUUAGCUGGCUCCAGGAGAAAGGGGUGCGAGUUCGACGCCCGGACGCCAUGCUCUGCAAGCAUCCUCCUGAGCUCCGCCACCAACCCCUGCUCAACGUCAGCCUGCUCACCUGUGGUCUGAACUAUGCAGCUUGUCUUGAGGACAGCAGCAGUGGAGGAGGGGGACGGAGCGAGCUAGUUAUCUUCUCCUCCUCUACACCCGGAAACUUCACGCGUGAACAGUGUAACAGUGUGUGUUUUGCUGCAUCACACCCCUACGGGGGUUUGGGGGCAAGGCACGAGUGUCUCUGCAGCACAAACUCAAGGCCGAAUUUCAUCAGCGAAUCUCAGUGCUCUGCUGCCUGUACAAAGCCCCAUGUUAUGAAGGAGUGUGGGUGGACUCUGGCUCAGGAUGUGUUUGUGGUGGACUUCUCGGUCUCACUGAAGCCUCUCCCUCUGCAAAGCGUUCAUGACAGCAUUAGUUUCUCCGCCUCCUCCUCUGUCACUCCGGUGACACUGUCCUGGGACUUUGGUGACGUUUCAUCUCGGGUCAACACUACAGGAAGAGGGCUCACCACAGCACCUCACAAAUAUGGACUUCCAGGACAUUAUGCGGUCAGUUUGUUGGCCUGGGCUGGAAACAAGGAGGUCUCUGCACGCGGAGAAGUGGACGUGACACUUCCUCCCAGACUGGAGCUGCACUGUCCCCGUCUUGCAGUGGCCAAUAAGAGCCUAGAGUUCACGCUUGUCAGCUGGGGCGCUGUUGAUGUGAAUGUAGACUGGUCGAUCACAAAGGAUGGCGUCCAAGUUGCCAAAGCCUCCCCUCACUGUCCAAGGGAUGGAGUGUACUACACCGAGUCCUCACACUGUUUCCAGAUCGUUCCAGGGGAGCUGAGCUGGACAGAUGCUCGACAACAGUGUUUAGACCGUGGCGGGGAUCUGGCAAUAGUCAGGAGUGACACGCUGCGUAACCUGCUGGCUCCCAAAGUCACACAGGAACGAGGCGUGUGGCUGGGUUUGAGUGAUGUCGACUCUCCAGGCAGGCUGCGCUGGGUGAACGGCUCAGAGGCACAGGAGGGAGAGGCGGGCCUGGCACCUCGCUCCCCGAUCCCCCGCGGAAACGUGUGCGUGUCCCUUGAUCAGCGCUGUCAGACCAGUUCACACCCAUGCACUGCCAGGCGGGCCUUUGUCUGCCAAUACAGCCCCCAAGUGCGUGUUCCAGAUGCUGGCCUCUACAUGGUGGGCCUGGCUGUGUUUCCCUCCCAUAAACAUUUGCACCGCGCCCCAUCCGCUCCGUCCUCCACUCCACAACCUCCCAGCGGUGGCAUAGAAGUGCUGUUGUUCCCAGCUAUGAGCUUUGUUCAGCCAGGUCGUCUGUCCUCCCUAGAGUUCGUCACUCAGGACCUCAGUUCACAAAUCCACGUUCGAUUCCAGACGUACAGACCUCACUGCCAUCAUCCCGGCCUGCACCUGCUGCUGCCCAGUUGUGGAGGUCCCGCGUGUUCUCCGGUGGCUGUUUGUGUGCCUAAUGACACCAGGAGCAGUGAUCCACCCUCUUGCCCCCGACUAGAGCAGUGGUGUCCCUUCCAGCGCAGUUGCCUGCCCUUGUCUAGUCCCUGCCAACCAUCUUCCUGUCCUAACUGCACCCAGGCUCACCGCCUGCCCCCUGGGGUGCUGAGGCCCCGAUACACCCUUCAGAAAGAGGUGGUCUUCACUCUGUCAGCAGGACAAGCUGCACACAUACUGGUACAAGAACAAUUGGAGGAUCUCCUGGUCUCCCGUGGUGAUGUCAUCGCCCUGCAACAUGAUGCCGGCCCUGCCUCCCUUCUCCACUGCCAAUCCUCCCCACACUCACUGUGGCGACAACCUGUUUUAGCCCUCAACCAAUCAGAGUGGUUCUGGACCAACAACACCAGACAGUCAACAGACUCCUCCGCUCACCACAACGCUGACCCUCUGCCAGACCCAGAGCUUGACGUGAAGGCCCUGGUGGAGGAUGGCGAGGGAGGUUGGCUGGAGGAAGUAGUUUGCCCCGUCAGAGUGCUCUAUGUGGGCCACAGUGAGACUCAGCUGCAGGGAGCACAGCUGUCUGCUGGUCUACCCCAGCCCGGACUCUACAGCCUGCUGGUAACUUCAGCUGAGCCAUCAUACCGGGCCUCAGCAUCGUGCCCGUUGCAGGUGGUGCCUCCUCUGGGCUUGACGAUCCUCCACCCCCCUACCCGGAAUGGCACCCUCUACAUGCAACCCAACGACACCCGGCUGCUGCUCCGUGUCCAGUCUCGCUACUCGACAAAUGCCUCUCGGCGGGGCAGUAAUUGCACUGUGACAUUUCAGAGCCACUGUCCCCCAGAGUUUUCUUCCCGCCCAGUGCUCUGUCAGCCCGGGCCAAGCUCAGGGUCCAGGGUCGAGGUUGCAGAGCCAAGCCUGUAUGCAGUGCUGGAUCUGAGCCUGGGGAUGGAGGAGCGAAGGAGCCCAGUGCAGGUGGAGCUGGAGGCCCACAAUAGUGCGACGGAGGCCAGCCUGUCUGUGGUCGUCCAACUUGAAGAGCCACUCAGAGGACUGGUGGUGCAGCCGCACCCUGCACACAGAGUUCUGAUGGAGUCAGUCGUGAGCUACACAUCUUCAGUGCUUGAAGGUUCUAAUCCCACAUUUAAAUGGACAGUGGAUGACAAGCCCUACUUCACCUAUUACAACACUGUCCUCAAUGUCAUCUACCAGCAUGCUGCCAUCUACAAGCUCACAGUGACAGCCAUGAACCAUGUCAGCACCCUCACAGAGCAUUUCAACGUGACUGUGGACCGGCUGCAGCCCAUGGCCAACCUCACAGUAAAGGGUGUGCCAGAUGUGGUCCCUCAGGGCUCCACUCAGACUCUCACCACCUCUGUGCUCGUCGACAUGUCUGUGGCUGCCACUUUCCGAUGGUCUUUUGGUGACGGUGGAUAUAAAGAGUUUGAAUACAAGCCUCCCUACCCCCCCUCCCUCCUCUGCCCUGAGUCACCCAAUCAGGUCCUCCUAAGUAACAAUGUCACCUAUAUCUACUCUCAGCCAGGGAUAUACACAGCACUGGUGUCAGUGUCCAAUCGUUAUGAGAACAUCAGUCAUAGCAUCAACAUGAGCGUCUACAGCAUCCUCACUCAUGUUGAUAUACAAACAGAGCCACGACUCCUCCUCACUGGCAAAUCAGCUGAUUUUGAGGCUCACCCUCUGCCCUCACCCUAUGGCAUCCACUAUGACUGGCACUUUGGAGAUGGUACUGCCCCGCUGCAAGGACGCCGCGUGGCACACACCUAUGCACAGAGUGGGGUCUUUAAUAUCUGUGUAUCUGUAAACAACACCAUCAGUUCUACGGAGGUUUGUGCCGAGAUAUUUGUACAUGAGGAGAUAGAAGAUUUAACUGCUGAAAGCUCCUCUCCUACAGAGCUUCACAGUCCUACGACUGUAUGGGCACGCCUUGCAUCAGGUAACAACAUCACAUGGACAUUCUCCAUGGGCGAUGGGACCAUCUACACACCAUCUGAACCUCAUGUGUCACACAGUUAUAUCAAAGAUGGCAACUACACAGUGAAUGUGACUGCCGCGAAUGCUGUGAGCUCUGGCUGGAAAAACCUAACAGUGCAGGUGUUUGUCUUCCAAGUUGUGAGGAUGGAGCCAUCCGGAUGUGUCAAAGAACAGACCCCUGUCAACUUCCAGGCUUGGGUGUCUGGUAACGCAUCGGCUCAUCUUUAUGAAUGGAGCUUCGGGGACGGAAGCCCCAACGAGACACACCGAGGCAACCCCAGAGUGUCGCACACCUACUGGACAAGUGGGAACUACCACCUCUCUCUGCUUCUUUCCAGCGGGGUAAACAAAGCCACCAAGGCCAACUUCUUCAAUUGGGUGUGUGUGCAGCCAUCUUUAACCAACAUCACCAUUACACUUGAGAAAUCACACUACGCUGUCGGGGAGGAGAUCCAGUUCCAGGCCAGAGCUGAGCCUGAAUUUAACUACAGCUAUCAGUGGGACUUUGGUAGAGAGGAAGACCUUGUGCUCAUGCGUGGUUCUGGAAAUAUUGUGACAAAGUAUAAAACCCCAGGUCAUUACAUGGUGACAGUCACUGUCUUCAAUAACAUCUCCACCAGCAACACCAGUGUUGUGAUUGAGGUUCUGAUGCCCAUAGGACCAAUUGUUAUUCAACAUAAUGGCACUAAGUAUAAUAACCUGACCUAUGGAGCCCCAUAUGCUUUCACAACAUCUUCCUUGGCUUCCAAUGUCACAUACGUCUGGAACUUUGGAGUUGGAAAUGUGCUUACAGGCCAGAAUAUCGUCCACACCUACAACACCUCGGGAAGCUACAAUAUUACACUGACAGCAGCCAACACAGUUAGCAGGAAUCACACUACUUUACCUGUUGCUGUGCUUUCACCAAUAUGUGGGUUGACAGUCAACGCCAGCUUGGUAAAUGUCCCUCUCAAUGCCUCAGUCCACUUUGAGGCCCAAAUGGAGGCGGGAGAUGGUGUCCGAUACUCUUGGAUCUUGUGUGACCGCUGCACCCCAAUCCUAGGGACCCACACUAUGUUCUACACGUUCCGCUCUGUUGGCACUUUUAACAUCAUUGUGACCGCGGAGAACGACGUAGGAACGGCACAAGCGAGUAUCUUCUUGUUUGUCCAACGUGAGCUAGAGGGGCUGCAGAUUUUAGCAGUGGAGGAGGCAGGUAGAGGCACGGGUUUGGAAGGUUGCUGCUUUGCUACAAACCGCAUUCUCCACCUUCAAGCAGGAUUAAAGGAAGGAACCAACAUGACGUUUACUUGGAACCUCAUCAGAGAGCUAGACCCCGUCAGCUCCAGCUUCAACGUAAGCGGGAAGACAGUGGAGGUGAAUUUCUCUACACCAGGCCCAUGUGACAUCUUUCUCCAGGCAGCCAACCUCCUGGGCCAGCUGUCCGUCAACAGAACCAUCCACUUCCUGCAACCAGCUGGAGGGGUGCAGCUGCAGACCAGCGACAACCCAGUUGCAGUCAAUGCUCCAACUAACCUAACAGUACUGACUACUGAAGGUUCAGACCUGCAAUACCGCUGGUCUGUGAAUGGGGAUGCUCUGCAGUGGGACAAGCCCUGGAAGACCCACUCCUUCAUCAGUGCUGGCCUAAAACAAGUUAGCGUGGAGGUCUUCAAUGAAGUUAGCUCAGAGGUUGUGUCAAAGGUUGUCAGUGUCCAGGAAGUAAUUUCUGGGCUAAGGUUCACAGCUACCAAUGUGACAGAUCAGAGUUAUGUAGCAACAGGCGUCAACGUCUUGCUGCAGGGGGAGGUACUGACAGGAACUGAUGUGACUUGGACAUGGCUGUUGAAUGGAAGAACAGAAACAGGAAGAAAAACUUCUUUGAUUUUCCAGGAGCCAAAAACAGCCAUCGUUACUCUGAAUGCCACCAACGAUGUCAGCGGGCAAGUGGUUUCCAGAGAGUUUUUUGUUCAGGACAAGAUUCAGGGGUUGGAGCUGAGGGCAAGUAAAAAUAUCGUUGCAGUCGGUGAGAAGGUGGAGUUCACCAUUUCUAUGGCAGCGGGCUCGGACGUUUGUCUCAUCCUCAGCAUCAGUGGAGAUGCGACUGUUAUCCCUCAACCUAACCAAACCUACAUCCACAUAUUCAGCAGGGUUGACAAGUACAUGGUGAAUCUCACAGCUCACAACCAGGUGAAUUCCAAGAGGCGGCACUUACACAUCGAGGUGAUGGAGCCGAUUCGUGGACUUUCCAUCCUGGAAAGCUGCAAAGCAAUCUCUGUAGGCGUAAAGAAAUUAUUUGUGGCUAACAUCUUGACAGGCAGACCUGUUAGUUUUCUGUGGACUUUUGAUGUGGACCACCUUCACCAGACAUCCCAUAUGGGCAAAGAGGUGUCCUACACGCCAGGAGUCGCAGGUUUAUUAACCAUUUACCUGAGGGCCUUCAACGCACUGCAUGGUCAGAACAUCACCAAGUACAUCCUGGUUCAGAACCGGCUGACGUAUGCUGAACUGUAUGCAGAGCCUCGGGACACUUUCAUCAAUAAGACAGUGACCCUGAUGGCCUCUGUCACACCCAGUCACACUAAAUCUAACCCUGUGGAGUGCUUGUGGGACUUUGGUGAUGGUUCUACUCCAGUUAACACCAACAUCACAACUGUGGGUUAUGAGUACAGACACCCAGGACACUACCUGGUCCAAGUGAACUGCAGUAACCUGGUGAGCUGGGUGUUGGCCCAGGUGGAGGUAAACAUUAGUGUCUUAGAGUGUGAGGAGCCUGAAGUGCAGGUGGUUCAACCCCGCCUGGCCAUCUGGCGCUCUCAGCCCACUUUGGUGGAGGCCAGGGUAGACCUGAAAGGCUGCCUACGCUACGGAGCUCAGUACCUUUGGCAGAUACUCUCAACACCCUACUGUGAUAAUGACAAAGACCACCAUCUUCCCUCUGGGGUUGUGACUCAGCCCUCCCAGGCUUUGCCAGUCCCAAUAAUUCGCCUGCCUUUGGAGGUGGAUGUGCAGCGGCUGCAGCUGUCAUUGCCAAAGAUGGUUCUGGCAGCAGGGAACUACACCUUGGUGUUUUCUCUGUCAUAUAAAGGCGUGCCACUAAGGAAGGCAGCCUGUCUACAGCUCAGUGUCAUGGCUGCCAGGCUGAUGCCCAUCAUAGAAGGGGGGACCUACAGGGUGUGGUCAAGGACCCAGGACCUGCAGCUCAGUGCGGAGCAGUCCUACGACCCCAACAUGGACCCAGACAGCCAGUCACUACUCCAUUACCACUGGGAAUGUCAAAGCACUUCGAAGGGUGCUGAGCACUGCUCCAGCCUGAACUUUGGCCUGGGCUGUAGUGAUCCGGUGCUGGGAAUCUCCGGCUCCGAGCUGGAGGCCGGCGUUGAGUACACUUUCAGACUGACCAUCAGCAAAGAUGGCAUGGCGCCAGAGUCCACGACACAGACUGUGCUUGUCCAGAGUGGCCAUAUUCCCAUGGUGUAUCUGGAGUGUGUGUCCUGUAAGGCCCAGUCCAUCUAUGAGGUCAGCCAGAACUCGUAUGUCUACCUCAGAGGAACCUGCACCAACUGCCAGGGCUUUCAUCGUGGGCGUUGGAGUGCCAUGACGCUGCAGAACAAGACUCUGGUCCUAGACUCCUCCUCCACCACCACAGGAAGUGAUGGCAUGAACCUGGUGCUGCGGCAGGGUGUCUUGCGCCACGGAGAAUCCUACAUCUUUACCCUGCACGUGACCGACAGCAGUCUGGAUGGCGAGGGCGCCGCCUCCAUCACUCUGCGGCACAAUAUGCCCCCGGAUGGGGGGAAGUGUCAGCUGAGAGUGGGAGAUGGAGACGGUGAAGGCUGGAGGAUACGCACACUGUUGGACCGGCUGCACUUCAUCUGCUCAGGCUACAGUGAUCUAGGCGUCUCAGAGACUCCUUUGCUCUACAGCCUACUGGUGACACGCUGCAGAGAGGACUACUGUGAGGACUUCUGUGUGUACAAAGGCAGCAGCCCGGAGCACUCAGCCUUCCUGCCUCCAGGCUUCAGCUCAUCCCAUCACCUUGUAACUGUUACCAUCACAGUUGAGGACCACCAGGGAGCUGCCAUCACUGCAUUUAACAAUUCCAUUGAGGUUGUGCUGCCAGAUCCGCCCCCUGAAUACAGCAGCCUUCCCCAUUGGCUGUCUGAGCUGACAGACAGCGAACUCAAAAAGCUGUUGGAGCAAGGAGACUCCCAGAGGGUCAGAGAGUUAUCAUUGGCUCUUAUUACAGUCCUAAAUGAGUAUGAGCAGACCAGGGAGUCAGUGCGGGUGUCCCAACAUGAGCGCAGUUACCGGGUCAGAGUCCGCAGCAACAUCACCAGAGCUCUGACUGCUCUAGACCUCAACACCGUUAACGACAUCCAGCAGACCUCCGCUGCUUUGGCUCAGUGCACGGCGGGUAGUCGAGAGUUUAUCUGUGAAGAGUGUCAGAACAGCACUCUGAACAAGCUGGAGUCCAUGCUUGAGAUACUGCAAAGUGACACCAAGCAGGGCACUGUCACGCCCACUGAGAUAGCUGACAACAUCUUGAACAUCAUGGGUGAUCUGAUCCAUCAGGUCAGCCAGUCAGCAUCCCAGUCUUACCUCCAGCCCGCCUACGUGGAUUCCCCCUCACCCCACUUCACCCCCUCUUUUUCCUCCACUGGUGAGGAGCAAGGAGGCAUGCUGUUAGAACCCCCUCCCUCCUCACUGGAGCAACACCCUCUGCGAGUGGCGGCCAAGGCUUACAGCCUGUCCUCAGUCCUCAUGCUGAUCCUCAUGCACGCCCGUGUGCUCAAUGAGGAGCCGCUUGUGCUGAGGGGAGCCGAGAUCGCUGCCACGGGAAAACUGGCAGACCCCCAAAGCCUGCUCUGCUACCAUGACAACAGCAGUCCAGAGUGCCAGCGGUUCUCCAUUCCCCGAGCUUUCAACAACAGUCUUGGCAUAGCCGCUGCAGGAAACAGCAUCAUGCAGCUUCUGUUCCAGGUGGAGUCGAACCCUUUCCCCUUCAACUAUGUGGCAAACUAUACCGUCUCUACCGAAGUGGCGUCCAUGGAGUUCCGCACUGAAAAUGGCACCCAGAUUCCCAUCUCCGGACUGGACGAUAGUCUAGCCAUCACUGUAGCCAUUAACAAUGGAAGUGGUGGAGCGGAAGCAGGUCCUGAGGGUUCUGGUACCGGAGGGGUCCCCACAGCUGGAGCUGUUAACAUCAGCUACUGCGACUCCGUCAUCGUCAGGGUCAGCGCAGGAAACACCAACAGACAGGCAGGGCUGUUUGUGCAGCUCAACUUCACCUCCCUGGAAGACACCAGAGAGAAGGACAAAAGACAAAAGGACAUGGAGGAGCCAUACAUCACAGCCUACCUUCAUUUACAUGACAGACCCAAUGAGUUCAACUGCACAGACAAGAAAUAUAUCCAACUCCGUAUGACCAGGGGGCAAGAUCUUGACCACAGGAAAUAUACCUUCUUCCUGUCGCCAGAGUCGUACGACACUACUCUGGACUACUUUAUCAACGUGAGCACGGCCUGCAGCCCCGGUGGGCGCCCUGUGGGCGUUCAUCUGGAGGUCGGGGUGUUUGCCUCUUUGUGUCAGUACUUCAGUGAGAGUGAGAAGCAGUGGCGGACAGAUGGUAUGGUGCCCCUGGCAGAAACCAACGCCAGCAGAGCUGUUUGUCGCACCAGGCACCUCACAGCCUUCGCAGCAGGCCUGUUUGUACCUGCCAAUGCCAUCAGCUUUAAAGUGCCGGAGCGUUCUGGUGCACCAAGCCUGGUUGUGCUGUUGGUGUGCGUGUUGGGCUUACUUAGCUAUGUUGUGGCAGCAGCCAUCUUGCACAAGUUGGACCAGCUGGAUCUCCGCCGGGCUGGUGUGGUUCCACUCUGCGGCCGAGACGGACUCUUCAAGUACGAGAUCCAGGUCAAGACUGGUUGGAGCCGAGGGGCAGGCACCACGGCUCAUGUGGGAAUCAGUUUGUAUGGACGUGAGAGCCGCAGUGGACAUCGGCAUCUUGACAGCAGAGGAGCUUUCACACGCAACACUCUUGACAUCUUUCAUAUUGCCACGGAUACCAGCCUGGGCAGUGUCUGGAAAAUACGGAUUUGGCACGACAACAAGGGUCUUUCCCCAGCGUGGAUGCUACAGUACGUCUUGGUCAAAGACUUGCAGACGGGAAGUAGCUACUACUUCCUGGUUGAGGAGUGGCUGUCAGUCGACAAUGAGAGAACUGACGGACGGGUAGAGAUUGAGGUGGAGGCCUCAGAGGAGGCUGCGCUUCUUCAGCGGUCCCGCCUCCUGCGUUGUGAGCUGCAGAGGGCGCUGUGUGAGAGUCAUCUGUGGUUGUCGCUGUGGGUUAGACCCCCCCGCAGCCCUUUCACCCGCCUGCAGAGAGCCACGUGCUGCGCUGUGUUACUGCAGCUCUUUGUGCUGGCCAACACACUUUGGUACAGCAUUGUGGUGGAUAAAAGAUACAGCCCGCGGGCCGUGUCGAGGCUUGCUUCAUUAAAUGGAGAGACUGUGACAGCAGGUGUUGUGACCUGUCUGAUCGUCUACCCUCUCUACCUGCUCGUCUUCACACUCUUCAGAAUGAGCCGCAGCAAGUGUGUGUCUGUUGAGCAGGUACCACCACAAGUGGACCAGGAGUCAGUGGAGAUUGAUGAUUUCCUGGACAACUCAAUGGCUGGAAGUUCCUUCCUCUUUUUUAAUGGCGAGACCAACUCUGAAGAAACCAAUGUGGAUUUGCCCACACCGUCAACCAAAAGCGUGGAGAGUUGGGGCAUGGCGGAGGAGGAAAUGGAGGACAGGGAUUGGCCGGAGCUGUUGAGUGAUGUGUCUGUGGUGGGAGGGGCAGGGCAUGGGGCAGGGCUGCCAAGGCUGAAGAGGGGUCAGGGGAGCCGCCACCUGGGCGUCGACAUGACCUUUAACCCUGACGACGAGGAGGGAAUUGACCAACGUAACAAAUAUUUCACCUCCUCAGACGAGGAUCUGAUCAAACACAUCCUGACAGAUGGACAGAACUUCUUUCCUCAGGCAGAUGAAAGUGAGAUGGCUGACCUGUCGAGCAUUUUUGGAGAUAAGACAGAGGUGAUUCUCCUCCAGAAGCUGAAUGAUCCUCUUCCUCUAGAAUCUGUGAGAAGAGACCCACCGAAAACUGCUUUCACCUCAAAUACAGUUGUGACAGACGUGUGUCGUCCCAGACGGUUUCCUCCCUGGUGUGGACGUGCCGCCCUAUGGGGCAGCUGGGCAGGGAUCGCUCUGGCUAGUAGUGUUUCGAUUUGGGCGGGCCUUGGGUUCAGUCAAAAGGUGGCCAUGAUGUGGCUCAUCUCCUGUUUUGCCAGUUUCCUGUGCUCCUUCCUGAUGUUGGAGCCGAUUAAGGUGUUUUGUGAGGCAGUUUACUAUGCAGUGUGUGUGCUUCGCCUGCGUCCAGAGGACCAGGAUGUGCUGGUAGAGUUUCCCCGUGUGGAGAGAGUGGUCCAACGGGUCCCCCGGGUGAGACCACCACAAGGCUUUGCUCUGUCUCAGGCUCAACACCAGGCCCGCAAGGUCCACAUGCUGCACACCAUGCUGAAGAAUUUCCUGGUUUACAUGUUUUUCCUGUUGGUGGUUUUGCUUCUCAACUACUCUGACUCAGCCAAAGACACACACAGCCUGAGACUGCGUACUCAGCUGCAGCGAGCACUACACACUCCUGAGUACCACAACAUCAGCAGCCGAGAUGACGUUCUCAUGUGGCUGAACAAGUCUCUGUUGCCACGGCUACUGGAUGACUCCGCCCUCUUGAGAGACACAGGAAGUGUGUUACUCGGCACACUGAGGCUCCGUCAAAUCCGUGACACUCGGGUUGCAGGUGAUUCCAGGGUAGGAGACAGUGUUUGGGGAAAGAGCUGGGAUACAUCUCUAACUGAAGACAAAGAGAAUUUUGCUGCUUUCGGAGCCAGCGAUAAAAACUGGGUGUGGAGGUCAGUUCAGAUGGGAGAUGUUGUCCACCAGCUGAACAGAAGCCUGGAGGAGGCCUCUUCUUCCUUACAGCAGCUGCAGCAGCUGCAUUGGCUCGACUACAGGACCCGCGCUGUGUUUGUGGAGUUCUCGCUGUACAACAUCAACACAAACCUCCUGGCUGUCUUCUCCUUCCUGUUUGAGUUUCCAGUUUCGGAGCAUGCCCAGUCCAGCCUUGACCUCCUUGUCACCACUCUGUGGCCACUCACAGGACUGGACCUGCAGCUCCUUCUAAUGGUGGUCCUCCUUGCCCUGGUGUUGUAUUUCCUGGUGCGGGGGAUCAUGGGCUUCCUCAGAGAAGGCUACACAUACUUGCUGUCAGCCUGGAGGUUCCUGGGUAUCUGCAAACUGGGUCUGGCAGCGUCCGUGUGUGGGAUGCACCUGAGCCGCUGCACCAUGGCCACGCAGCAGUGGGCGUCAUACCUGAAGCACCCGCAGGACACCUUCACAGACUUCUACCCCCUGGCCAGACAGAGUCAGAUAUAUACAGUCAUGUCUGCCCUGCUGUUGUUCAUACUGGUGCUCAAGGCAUCCCACCAGUUGCGGUUUCUCAGAGAGUGGGCCGUGUUCGGCAGAGCUCUGCGGCGCUCAGUCUGGGAGCUGCUGGGCGUCGCUCUGGCAUUACUGCUGUUGAUGCUGGCUUACUCACACACAGGACACCUGCUCUUCUACUCUGUAUUGGACAGCUAUGGCAGCGUGAGCUCUGCCUGCUUGUCUUUGCUGGGUGCUGCUGCCGGACGUGGUCUGCGGUCAUGGCAUCCUAGCUGGAUGACCACUGGCCCUUCUAGCACCCUCUCCUUGCUGGUGUUCCACGCCAGCUUCGCCGUUCUACGGCUGGUGUUGCUAUGGUUGGUUACUUCUGUGUUACUGAGGAACUACCGUCGCGCACGAGCAGAGCUGUACCGUCCAGCUGUGGAUCUCCAAGACUACGAGAUGGUCGAGCUGUUUCUCAGACGACUCAAAAUGUGGAUGGGACUUAGCAGGACCAAGGAGUUUCGUCACAAGGUGCGUUUUGAGGGCAUGGAGAUGCCACCCUCCCGUUCGUCCUCCACCAGCGACUGUAAGUCCCUGUGCUUGCCACCUUUGGACGGUCCUGAUUCCCCUCCUACCCCAGACAGCGUUGAUGCAGGUUCUGAGGCCUCGUGGCGCCCGGCCUCCUCCAGCCCCUGUAGCCUGACAGAAGCCCCGGGGAUCGGCCUGGGACUCGGCCUGGGCCUGGGUUUGGGGCUCGGCCCAGGAGUGGUGAUGGGAAGUACCAGCUGGAGGGAGAGAGCAGAGACCGAAGCCUCUCUGAGGAGGCUCCUCCCCACCCUGGACGCCCUGCUGCAACAGCUUGACCGUGUCACCAUGGCAACAGAGGAUCUGUACCACAUCGAGUGUAGACUGGAGCGAGCUCAGAGGAAAAGGAGGCGGAGAGGGAGAGAGAGAGGAGGUGGGGGCCAGGGAGGGAGGAGCAAGUCAGGGCAGAGAGGGAAGGGGGAGGACAAGGACUCUGCUGGAUGGAGAGAACGAAAGAGUGGCAAAGAAAAACACAAAGGGAGCAAAAAGGGGGAAAAGACAGAUAAGAGUGAACUUCCGAAGGACUGUGGAAACACCAGAAAGACUCCAGUAGUCACACCUGUUCCCUUCUUAAAGCCCAGACCAGCCUCUGCCACUACUCAUACUCCUCAGUCAUCAGCCAAACCUUCAGCCAGUGCACCCCCUCCUACACCAGUCACCGAUAAAUCUGCCUCUGACCCCUCCUGUAUCCCCAUCUCAUCGGCUAACACUCCCUCUUCCCAUGUCUCACUGCCUAAAACUCCCACUGCACCUCAAUGUACCCCUGCACAAAUCCCUUCCUUGCCAUCUACCCCUGCCCCUGCAACCAUUAGCCGGGACUGGGACCCCCCCACAGAGAGAGAGGCCCUCCCCUCCUCCAGCCUGUUCAACCACCCAGCUCACACUACCACCAUUCCUACACGCAAGCGAAAACGCAAACCCCCACCCCUCAAAAACAAGGUGCACCCCAACCUAGACAGGCACGGCCCUGGACACCCCAAAUCCUGAGGAAUCAUAGAUGGAUGAACAGAAGUGAAAGGUGGAGCAAAAGAAUGCAAGACUAAAUGUCAGGUUAAGGACGAGAGGAGGACGGGGGCAGCAGGUUUUGUCCCCAGGUGCCCCCUCGCUAAACCCUGAAAAAGGAGGGAAAAUAGUGGACGGGACGGUAAUAGGAUGAAGCACAGGAGGGAAACAAGAAGAAUCUCAGAAACGAGCAGUUUGAGGUAUUGAAAGAUGAAAGAUGAACAGAAAGCAUUAAAAUAAGACUUUACAGGUUUAUAAAGCAGUGAUCCGUCCAAAAGUCCCUGCUCAGUUCUCUCAGAAACAAGGUGCAGGUCACCAGAUGCUAACUGAGCUGGGUUUAGUCAGCUAAGUAAAGUCAUUUCCCCCGGACUAAAACUGACCCCUGAUCCCACGUGACCCUGGAGGUCACAUGGGAUCACUGACAGGAGCACAUAAGCGUGCUCACCUGAGGACAUAACGAACUGAAAGCAGACAAUGCAGUUAGUCUUUUUGUGUAUCAGAAAAUUGGGUUGAUUUCUCAGUUAUGAUGUCUGUCUACAUAUUUUUAUAUUUCGGUCACCAUGGGUACUUUGGGCCUGUCUGAAAAUAGUCAUGUUUUAUGAACCCAAAUUUGCAUGCAGGCACACACAGAUACAUGCACAUGCAGGUACACACAUGCAUACAAAUAACACUGUAGGCACAGACAAUUGGAGAGUGCUGAACAUUUCAGAGGUAUGAGAGAAAACAAAAUGAUACACACGCGCACACACACACACACACACACACACACACACACACACGGUUGUUGGGAUCCCAGCAGCCAGUUCUUCAGGGUGCAGAUACAACCAUCCUCUCUACUGGUCAAGUGUGGAGAAAUUAAAAAAUAAAGGGAAGCCACACGUAGCGACAAGAACGAAGUGUAGCAAGUGUGAGCAGAACAACGCAGACCAAAGUAGCGUUUACAAGAGGGAAAGAAGAAGACGCCUACGACGAUGCUCAGUGGAGACGUUUGGUUGUAGGUAAAAGAUGAGGAAACAAGAAGGAUUUGGAGUACUGAACAUUUACACACGUUUUCCCAUCAUAAAGCUAUAAUGUCUGAUUAUCUUUUAAAAAUGUUUAUUCCUGUGUUGUGUUCAAUAUGGUUGUGAUUUAAAAGCACUUUUGUUCUGAUGUAGACUGUUUUUUUUUUUGUUUGUUUUUUGUGGAGGCAUGGUGUAAAGUAAUAAGCUUGGUGUCGAAACCAAUAGAGAAAGCUUCACUCAUACUGUAUCUUAACUAUAAACGUUGCCAAAGCUUUUGCAUCAUUUAUGCAUUCUGAGUUUUACCAUGCCAAGUAAUUCAUUCAUUUUGUACUUUGCACUUUAUUUCCAAAUUGAGCUGAUAUUCAAUGCCGUAUUUAACUCUCGUGUCAAGUUUUCAUUUUGUAUGUUAGCAGCUACAUUAUAGAAAUGUCCUAGUAAGUAUUAUCAAGGUGUUGAAGCCAUGGCUAGCUGUUGUGUUUGUACUUUUGUCUGCUCUUGGUAGUGUUGUUAACUUUCCUGUUUUUUAUGUGUUAUUUUUGAUCAACAUACAAACUUCCUGUGUCCAGUGGGCAGAUCUCAGGGAACCCACCCUUUUCCCCAAAACCUGGAAAGACAAAACCAAAACUGGGGACAAAGACGGUGUUUUCAACAAUCUAAAUUAUAUUUUGUGGUUAAAGUUAGGGUAGGCAACGCUAGGCAAACUAGCUAGUUUUUGAAAGUAUCCAACUGAAAAAAUCCCACCCCCUCCUUUCAAAGCCACUCCACCAAAUAACAUUUUCAUGCACAGUUAGUGCACAGGCAGAGCGCGUGCAAGAAUAAUUGCGAUGUAAUGAUUGGCUGUGCUUAUUUAAGUCCUGCGACAGCCACAUAUUCUAGAUUUUUUUAAAUUUUGUGUUAGAGCAUUUGAUUUAUUGAUUGCUGUCAGGAUGAAAUAAAUUGCCUACCCCAGCUUUAAAUCAUGCCACUGACACUGACUUUCAGCCUGUUUUUGACUUCCUCUCCUUUGUUCUCUCAGCCAAACACAGGUAAGUUCUGUGUCAGCGCCCUGUUUUAAUGGCUUUUUAAAAGAUGAUGAAAAAAGGGCCAAUAGCGACAAGCAUACCCCACCGUUACACAGCAUGAAACAAAAUGCUAAGACCCUAAAUUAUUUUAUUUUGAAACAUUAUCUCACUUUUUUCCUGCCCUGUAAGUUGCAUAAGAACUCACAAGUUUCAUGAUCUCACAAAAAGCAAGAUCCCACUUCAACUGCUUGUGUAUAUUUCUGUAUAUAUUGGUGCUUUGUGGUGUAUAUAUUUUUGCUUUUCAUGAUCAGUAUUGUUUAUGUGCUGCAGUGGCAUAUGCAUAGGUCAAGCACUGGUGUUGCAAACCCCAAAGUUUUACAUUUCCCCAGACUAACUGAAGCACUACAGCCAAAGCUAUUAAUUUAAUAUAAAUCUUUGUUCACAAUACGCCAAUUACAAAACCACAGGAAGCUCAGCAGUCAACCGUUCCGCUGGCCUUCAUAUUCCUGCUCUGUGUACAGUGUGUAGCAAGAUAGUGGCAAAGCCCACCUACUUGUCUUCCAGCUUGUCUUUGCAUUGUAUGAAGCAUUUUGUUUUUAAACUGUGUUACAAAUUUGUCUUCUUUGUAUUGCGUAUCUGUAUUUUGCAGUUGUAGCACUUCUCAUGCUUUUGCACUUGACAAAGUCGAAUAAAGAGUUUGACAGCUGAACUGUGCAUAACAAAA
Messenger RNA from Micropterus dolomieu (smallmouth bass), 16948 nucleotides. It is a transcript of the gene pkd1a, whose product is annotated as polycystic kidney disease 1a. Bases 180 to 14207 code for a protein of 4675 amino acids. The transcript has 56 exons. The record is from RefSeq and is a predicted model, not a curated record. Gene Ontology annotation, molecular function: protein binding. NCBI's taxonomy places the organism in Eukaryota, Metazoa, Chordata, Actinopteri, Centrarchiformes, Centrarchidae. Gene Ontology annotation, cellular component: membrane. Gene Ontology annotation, biological process: kidney development.